This is a messenger RNA of Melanaphis sacchari, 1472 nucleotides long. RefSeq lists its product as uncharacterized. Lineage: Eukaryota; Metazoa; Arthropoda; Insecta; Hemiptera; Aphididae. Bases 272 to 1045 code for a protein of 257 amino acids. The record is from RefSeq and is a predicted model, not a curated record. The transcript has 2 exons.
UCACGUCACUAUCGUCGCCGCCACCAUCGCCGUCGCCGCAUACAGUCUCGUUCCGUUGACCACCGGUCGUUCUUUUCGCGCGCAUAACGCCUCGCCAAAUACACGCCGUGGUACACUGUAAACUUUGCAUACCUGCAGCUGCGAAGCUCGACCAGUUCGCCGCUUAUUCGACCGCUUAUCAGACCGCUUACCAGGUGCUCGUACAAGUGCACCCGCGUCGCGGUCACGCAACCGCUGCUGCCGCUACCGCCGUCGUACACGUCGCCAAACCAUGGCGUUGCUGCUGUCGCUGCUGCUGUCGUCCGCGUCGCUGAUGGCGCUCCGCGGCGUAUCCGUCGCUGCCACGUCAGCGGACGACUGCGUGCUGGACCUGGCCAUCGUCUGUCUGGACGACAAGCUGCUGGUGUAUGUCAAUUGGCUGGAGAAGAGAGACAAGCUGAACGUGGUCGGCGACAUCGUGACGAUCGUCAAAAAGAAGGAGGCGGGCCUCGCCGAGGACCGGUCCAAGCUGCAGCCGCACAACAGCAAGCCGCACGCGCACCGGGUUAGCACGUCCCUGGGACCGGCCAUCGACGAGUACUUCGACACGCAUACUAUCCGGAUAUCGUUGCCUUGGAUACUCGACGACGACAUCGAUCUGGAACUCGACCAGCAAGGCCGUGGCAAGAAGAGCAAAUUGAAACACCUCAAGAAAAUGAUGUCGAUGAUGGGCGUAAUCAUGUGCGCCAAGCUGUCGCUGAUGGGACCGCUGGCCAUGGUUAUGAUCGGCGCCAAGGCGCUAAAGGCCCUGCUACUGGCCGUCGUCUCGCUAACCAUAUCUAAACUCAUGUUGCUUAAAAAGUUUAAAGGCGGUGGUGGUGGUAGUGGUUCCGUGGUCCAAGCCGACUGGUCUUCGGACAAGGAUGACCGGAACGCGCAUUUGUUAGCCUACGCUGGACAGUCAGCCGCCGCUUCAGGGACAGCUGUUAUGUCGCAGUCUUCGCAACAGCCUAUUCAACAGAUGUACCCUUCAUACGAGCCUCACGGUUAUCACGGGGCAGCCUAAACGGUGUCUCAUCGACACCGACAUUACCUCUACCACUAUCACAAUCAGCACUAUCCGCACAAAUACUAAAACCUUCAUUAUGACUUUCAGUCACUGCCCACUGGAUAUGAUAUAAAAUAUAUCACUUUCUCGUGGAUAUCCUUCAGGAAGUGGGCGAGCAGACGUCAUCUUAAUGCGCGUGUCCGUCAAACUAGUCACCGCUUUAUCCCUUAGGCCUUCAUAAACCUGACCGAUGACGUAUUCCCACCCACUCGUCAUCGUUUAACAGAAGCUACAAGUACAUCAUUUGCCAUCUUCAAGAUCUGUAAGUUGCCAAACGUGGACCUACACCCAGCAAAUUAUUAUAAUGUGGAACGUAUCUGGUACUCAUGUAAUAUUUUCUCUCAGUCUAAUGUUUUUUAUUAUUAUUAUUAAUGUUAUAUUAUAA